Molecule: messenger RNA, 5639 nt
Organism: Cydia pomonella (codling moth)
Lineage: Eukaryota; Metazoa; Arthropoda; Insecta; Lepidoptera; Tortricidae
Product: limbic system-associated membrane protein-like
Exons: 7
Coding region: 324-1235 (303 amino acids)
Biological process (GO): synapse organization
Cellular component (GO): neuron projection membrane
Source: RefSeq, a predicted model, not a curated record
GGGAUGCUUCGAAGUUCGAAAGGCGCAUGCACGGCCCGCCGCCCGCGGCCGCCGACGCCAGUUCUACCGCGAUCGCGAACCGCGUCACGCCUCCACGUCGCGAAAUGUAAACAGUUUAACCUAAAAGUGCGAAGUGACUGGUGAAAAAGUUUAAAACCAGGAAGCUCACGAACUCACAUUUUUAGACUUCCAAAUCCACCUUCAGUGAUUGACUAUGAGAGAAUAAGCGAAAAACAAUGUCCGGACGCAGGGCGAAGUGUCUGAGUGUCGAGUGUUGUGCACAGUGAACUGUGAAGUGCCUGGAACAUGUGAAGCCGAGCACGAUGUGGACGGCUGAGCUUAGCUGUAUUAUCAUAUUGUUCGGGGUAUCAGCAGACGGCGGGGGCUGGGAGCCGCUCGGGCAGCCGUACUUCGACAACAGCACGAAGCGGGAAGCUACCGCCGCCGUGGGCCAGCCGGCAUACCUGCACUGCCGAGUUAGGAACCUAGCGGAUAGAGCGGUAUCCUGGAUCCGCAAACGAGACCUCCACAUCCUCACCGUGGGCGUCCACACUUACAGCAGCGACGCGCGUUUCGCAGCGCUCCAUGCAGACGGUUCCGACGAGUGGACACUGCGCGUGUCACCUGCACAGCCGAGAGACUCCGGCGCGUAUGAGUGCCAGGUGUCCACUGAGCCUAAGAUCAGUCUCUCGUUCCGGCUCACUGUAGUAGUAUCAAAAGCGGAGAUUCUGUCCGGGCCCGAGCUGUUUGUGCGCGCGGGCUCCGAUAUCAACCUCACCUGCGUCGCUAAAUACGCUCCUGAUCCUCCCAGUUUCAUCUACUGGUACCGUGGCGACCAGGUGGUGAACUACGCGCAGCGCGGCGGCAUCAGCGUGGAGACAGAACAACGUACGCGUACGAGCCGGCUUCUCAUAGCGCGCGCUGCGCCGCAUGACUCGGGGAACUAUACGUGUGCUCCAAGCAGCUCCGAGUCCGCCUCGGUAAUAGUGCACGUACUGAGCGGAGAGCGGCCGGCAGCCAUGCAAAGUUCUGGAUCGUCCCCGCCAGGCCUCAACCGGGCGAUCUUAGGCCUCGCCACCGCCACGACAGUCUUUAGGCCUCGUCUGUGGCUCGUAUUCGUGCUCCCCGCCAUCGCAAGCCAAGUCACCACCAUCGCUCUCCUCGUGGCCAUUGCACUAAUCCCAGCCUUGGAUCUCAUCAACUAUGUAGUAAGUGAAGACUUAAAUUCGAGAUGACCAAUUUUCUUACAGAAGUUUUAAACAUUAAGAGAAUAUAUUCUAGUCAUUUGUGUAUUCAAUUUCAACCAUACCAUUGUUGGAUGUAUUUAAAUACAACGACUAUAAAGUAGAUAAUUUUUUCGUGUUGAUAUUACGAUUAAAUCUUUAUUGUCAAAAUAUUAUCGUCAAUUUUAAUGGUAAUUCUAUAAAAAAACUUUGCUCAUAGAAGCUCUGAGCCUGUUGAAUUAUUAAACAUUUUAGGCUUUCUUUGUAAUUUAUGCUACUGUAGCGAAAAAUGUGAUCAGUUAUUAAAAGAAAAAAUUAUCAUACACCCAUUCGUUCAUAUCAACUUGAAAUGUAUUACGGCAAGUUUUAACUUGACUUGUAUAGUUUGAUGCUUAAAUAUAAGGAUAAAAUUAAUAUGCUGAAGGAUUUGUACAGUAAUGUUAAUAGUUUUAAACAAGUAUAAUAACUAAUCAUCGGUAUUUUUGGAGAAAAAUCGAACUCACAGAGAUAACAAAGCUUUGAGCGAUUACUAGUUUAAUGAAAAGUUAUAAUAAGUUAGUUUAUCGAUAUGGGAACUCAUAAUCUGCCAUGGAAAUUUUCCGCAAGAAAUCAGAAUCUUAAAUAAAUCAGGUUUGUAUUUACUUAGUUGUGAGACGGCAACAUAUGAUGAAAUCUAAGUAGGUUACCGUGUCACUUUAUAACAUUUAUGGACAGUUGAUUUUCUGGCUUAUACUUAACUGACUCUUCAAUUCUUUUGUUUUUCCAACUAACUACCUUAAUCUCGACGAGGAUUACGAGCAAAUGGAUUCUGUUAUUUGGAUCAAAGAUGAACCAAGAUUCAAUGCGAAGGGGCUUAACUGUGUUUAGGAUGACUAAGCUGUUAGUUGUUUUAGAUACCACGAUCAGAACAAGUAGGCUAAUCUGUGUGUUAAGGAAAAUUCGCCUUAUCUUGUUGUUUGCAAGCUAUUGCCAUGUUCUUUACCUCUAAUUUAUAAUGUAUUAAAACAUAAAACAAUAGUAGUCAUCUGUUUUUCUUUUUAUAAGUUUGGCACUGUUUUUAAAUGAUUCAGUGGUGGCAGCAUGGUUCCAUUUUUAUCGCUUGUCACUAUGCCCGUCACUUUUGCACUUACAUACUUGUUAGAAUGAGACAGGCAUGGUGACAAAUAAUAAAGAGCCAACCAUCUUAGCCCUACUGGUGUAGAUGCCCAGGUUGUUCAACGGCAGAUUUCCGAUUUCAAAUUUAAAUAAUUUUCGAACGCGAAAUACCGGAGAGAUGAAGGGGGAGAGGUGUUUCUUGAGUGUUGCGGAUUGAUUACUGUCAGUGGAUCGCUGGCCAGCAGAUCAGCGUUUAUGCUAUUGAGGCGAAUAGUACUUAAAGAGUUUUCAUUUAGUACGGUCUUCAAGUUUUGCAUUAGUUUCUUAUAAUGCGAGAAAUAUCGGAAAAAUGCAUUGGUUGCGAAGGUUGACAUUUAGAUACUGUUAUAAACUAAAAACGAAUUCGCAUUUCUCUUAUUUUUACGAAAUAAACAGUUUUAGUUUAUAGUCUCGCUUUGUGUGGUAGGGCAAAGCACUGCGGAUGUCAUUCCAGAUCUAGAACAGAGCCCAACUGGGGAAGUACCUCCACCUUACAGAAAACCGCAGCCAAAUAACACUAGACCCUACUCAUAGUGUUGUGUUCCUGCCGGUGAGUAAAGUUGCCAGCUUAACGAGGGGGGAUUAGAGUCGGAAACGCGUAUGUAACUCCUCUUGAGUUGCAAGCGUACAUAGGAUGUGGAGACUGCUUACCAUCAGGCGGGCCGUAUGCUUGUUUGCCACUGACGUAGUAUAAAAAAAUGUUUUUAGUUUUGAAAUCAGAAAACUGCAGCUGGACACCCAGUAUUUUAAUAAACAACUUGAGAUAUGAGAAGGACACAUAAUGGUUGUACAUAUUUAUAUACAUAGUUAACUUGACCCAUGUUGAGAUAUAAAAAUAACCGAGGGACGUUUCCCUCAUUAUUGUGCACAGGAAUCAAGACUUUGUCCGCGAUACUUGAGGUAAUAAUAAACUAAAUUAAACUGGCUACAUCUUUCCUUUGUGUUGAACUUAGACAGGAUUCUUCAUAGUUUGUUCUACCGGUGUAAACUUAAUAACACACCUUCAUUUAUAGUUAGUUUUAACUUCUCCGAAUAAUUUUAAAACUAUUUAAUUAAAUGUCGUUAUUAAAUAUUAACUCAAAUAAUAAUCCAUUUUAUAUAAUGUGUGGUCACAAUGUGGACGAUUUAGAAAACAUAUAAUUGAUUUUAUUUUGUAAUAAAAUAAAUAAGAUUGCUGGUUUUAGGGUUCCGUGCGCAAAGAGUAAAACAGGACCCUAUUACUAAGACUCCGCUGUCCAUCCGUCUGUCUGUCUGCCUGUCUGUCUGUUUGUCGGUCUGUCACCAAGCUGUAUCUCAUGGACUAUGAUAGAAAGUUGACAUUUUCACAGAUGAUGUAUUUCUGUUGACGCUGUAGCAACAAAUACUAAAAAGUACGGAACCCUCGGUGAGCGAGUCCGACUCGCACUUGUCCGGUUUUUUUGUUUUACCAUGAGUAGAUAAAAUUAACAGUGAACGAGAUGAUAUUAUAACUGAACAUAUUAAUUAUAUUAACACUUAUGUUUAAAAAUACAUUUGUAUAUAAAAAAAUCUUCUCGAUUUUGAAUACACUGUCAGUAAAGACAUGUUGAUUUUUUGCCUAUAUGUUUGUAUGAAAUUAUGUAUUUUCUAGUGUUAAAACUUGCCUAAGAUAGACAUAACUGUAUCAUAAUGUUUAGCCGUAACUGUCUAUUGCCCUUUUACCUUUAAUAUUUUAGACAAUACCUAUAUUUUAUUGUUAAGGAUCGUGGACUCCAUGGGUGCAAGGUGAAAUGCAUGACCAUAACGUCUUAAAGACGAUGAUCUCUUUUUCAGCUUGAAACUAAAUAGCAACCCAGUAGCCUCUGCAUGAGUGCGUCACAAUAGUAUACAGGGUGAUUUUGGGGUCGUGGAGCAAGAGAAAAAGACAUCACACAGAAUUCAAAGAUGAGUCUAAUGAUGUUGCUCAUUAUUUAUUAUCACCAAUAAUUAUGAUUAUUUUUCAGAUGACAAGUAGAAGAAAACAUGUUUGCGUACAGUUUGGUCACCCUACUCAAUGUGACGUCUUGUCAUUUUCCAUACAGCGUAUGUCAAAAGUCAUAGGGUGACCAUGAUUACUUCAUAUAAGUUUAAUUUUACUUGAAAAAUAAUAAAAAUUAAACUAAUUAUCUUUCAAUCAAAUACUAUCGUAUGAUAAUGUAAAUCAUUUAUAGAUUCAGAAAAAGUGGUUCUGGAUCACGACCCAGAAAUCACCCUGUAUAUGCCCGCGCGAAACAUAUUACCCGGAUUUUUCAAAUUGCAUUACUUAGAAAGGGAUGGGCAGUAUUCCGUGCGCGAGAUACUGCCGCUGCGCACUCUUGCAAACGUGCGAGACGACAAACGAAUGUUUUGCUGACAGAUUUUAUGACACACUUAAAAAAAUCAAACAAGUUAAAUCGAAAUACGGACUCUCAUUUAUUCCAAAGAAACAGAAAAUUAGUUUUCAUGUUCGAAACAAAAAAACUACCAGUACCCCUAGUGUAAAUUUAAUCGACAUGAUAACGUGACGUACGCGUUUGCGUUAAGUCUCAUUUUGUAUAGGAUUUUGAGUUUCCAAAACGUCCCGCUUGGCGCGCUCUUUCUAAAUCCAAUACAAAAUGAGACUAAACGCAAACGCGUACGUCACGUUUCAAAAUCGAAUUUAUUUACACUAGGGGUACAGUUUACCAUUCUUUAUCCUAAGGUAAUCUAAUAAAGUGUUGAAUGCUUUACCCGUACUUAAGAAAUACUAUGUGACGUUCCAUUCCCAAAAAAAUUAAGGACCCUUUUUAGACAUGGAAGGUACGGGUGCACAUGGAUCAUAAAGACCCUUUGGAUAUGGAUCGCCAUAUAUAUAAGCUCUCUUCUCAUCAAACAUUCAAACGUGGGCCUACUCUAUUUUUAUCAGCGCUAAAAUUUACAUUAACUUUGGCCUAAUGAACGAACUUCGACAAUGUUUGCAUUCCAAUUUUUUGUUUAUUAAUUUUUUAUCAAGUUUAGGAAUUGUACUUGUAAAUAAAUGUAUAUAAUACAUAUUACAUAAGACAUGUAAAUAAAUAGAGUGUAAAAUUAAACUUAGAUCUAAAAUUUAAAAUUAUUUGUAAUUUCGUGACAGCCAAAUAUAAUUUUGUGUAUUUACUCAAGUUGGUUUAAAAGCGAAUGUUUCAAACAUCGCAGUCGGUUAAAAACUUAAAAGUAGAUAAUGAAAUGGGUUGUGUAAUAAACUAUCAAAGUGUAGUUGUAUUUAAAAAAUGUUAUUUAAUGAUUUGUAAGGAUAAUAACAGACUAGUCAUAAAUUAUUCGAAAACA